AUAUCUAAAAAAUAUCGUCCUUAUCCAAAUACCAAGUAACAAAACCCCCACAAAAUAUCGCAGUAUUUAACGGGAUAUAGUAUAAUAUAAACCAUCAUCAUUAUGCAGCCUUAUCGUUAACACUAUUUCUCUCCGUUUUUCUGAAAUUACCUUUUCACAACAAUGAAUUCAUCAUCGCUACUUCGUCCUUCUCCUCCUCCUCUUCUUUUUCAUCGCAACCGUUUCGUUAUUUCUUCUUCAUCUAGAAACCAAUCUUACAUCCCUAAACUCGAACCUUUUAGCCGAUCCAAAAUCGACAGAGUCGCUAAAAGCCUCCCUAUCAUUGAAAAAUCUGAAAAAGAUCUCUCCGAUUAUUGUUCUACACUUGAAGGUGAUGAAUGUUAUAGUUGCUGGCAGGCUUAUUUUGAGCUCAAAGAUCUUCAAAAGGAGUCACCGAGAGGAGAUAUAGAGAGGUUAAUUAUUCAGAUUGGUGGUGUAAAAUCCUUGAUAGGAUGUUUACAUGGAAUUGCUGCAAUUCAUAAAUCGAAGAAGAAUGGAUCAAAUUUGGGCAUGGAAAUAGAAUCAGAAGAUGAACAAAAUCGUUGUCCUAGACCAGAUGGAUUACCAAAAUCUGCUGAGGAAAUGAUGGAAGAAGAGGAAGCGAAAAUGCCUGAUUCGUCGUAUACUAAGCUUUAUAGAUCCAUGGGAAAGUCACCUGCAUGGUAUUCUGAAGUACCAGAUCAUGAAACAGAUUGAUGAUUAGUGCAAUUUAACCUGUUUAUUUCUUUUUUGUUUGUAGAGAAUGAUUAAUCAUGUGAAUGUGAAUAUGUUAGUAGUAUGCUAGUUAUGCUCCUAUAUUUGUGAGGUUUUUGUUUUUGUUUACUUUGGUUAUUGCUUUUCAUAAACCAUGAUGUCAUGAAAUUUCAGGAAGUAAUGUAUAUAACAUGUAUCUUGUUUUUCACAAUUUUAAAGUUUUGAUCUAAUGGAAUGAAGUUUGAUAUUUUUA
Molecule: messenger RNA, 985 nt
Organism: Lathyrus oleraceus (garden pea)
Lineage: Eukaryota; Viridiplantae; Streptophyta; Magnoliopsida; Fabales; Fabaceae
Product: CCG-binding protein 1
Exons: 3
Coding region: 163-735 (190 amino acids)
Biological process (GO): pollen tube guidance
Cellular component (GO): cytosol; nucleus
Molecular function (GO): mediator complex binding
Source: RefSeq, a predicted model, not a curated record